AUGUCAAUCUAUCUUUCAGUUGAAAACCGGGGUCUAGCAGGAUAUGGCCAAAUUGUUUCGUCUGCUUGUGAUACUAUAGUUACUGCCUACAGCAACUUCUACGUUGAAAACUAUGAAACGUAUAUUGGAAACUAUUUUAUAUACAGACUGAAGCAGGAGUAUACUGAACUUACAAUGCCAUUGGUCAAUAAGAUUGUAUAUGGUUAUGCCCUAGAGGAUGAAGUCUUAGAGAACGAUACAAGGUCAAAUAUGCCAGAGGAUUUUAUUACAGAAAAUGUCCUUGACAGCGCACCAAAUCUACAAGCAUUUUUAAACGAUAUUAUUCAGCCAGUUAGGAACAGUGCACAUCGACUCCCACUUUCAAGAGAAGAAGUGACCAAAAACCCGUUCAUUGCUCCAUCAGUAAUGAGUUACAUUCUCCAGUUUUACGAGCAGGUCAACAUACAGUUGCAGAAGAAUGCACAACCAGCAACAACAGAACAACCAUCAGCGCAAACGGGUGAGUUGGUCCGCCCUCAGCCAGCACAAAUACGACAUCCCAGGAGGCCUCGCCUGUUUUCUUUGUUUCCCACCAGCCCUAGCUUUAAAUGA
Molecule: messenger RNA, 591 nt
Organism: Mucor velutinosus
Lineage: Eukaryota; Fungi; Mucoromycota; Mucoromycetes; Mucorales; Mucoraceae
Exons: 2
Coding region: 1-591 (196 amino acids)
Source: RefSeq, a predicted model, not a curated record